AUGGAGCGAGCAAAGGCAAUUCUCCAGCAAUACGAGGACAGUGAAGAGAAAGUGCGCUCCUAUCCGGAACCGCUGCCCUUGACGGACGAAGAUGUUGUGGACCCAUACGAACCGGGCUGCAUCUGGCAAGGUUCCUUGUGGGAAGCCAAUUUUUUCAAGAUCGAUCUCCUUUCCACUGAACUGAUGUUCAAAUACCAGUCAAUGCUCUCGCUGAAAUUGCCUCUUCUGCCAGAGUUGCAGUCAUUGGCUUUGCAACAAUGCCAGCUCAUCGAGACCAUCUCGCGAUACCCGCAGAGAGGCAAUGGCUACUUCAUGAACUUUAAGAAUAGUAUCGGUAUUUCGAGCAUGUUCCUGCCGAGAGAGGGGAACUUUCAGAUGUGGUCGAGGCGCAAGAUGGCUGUGAUGGAGCAGAAUGGAUACAUCAUUGCUCCGAAGUUCCGCGCUGUCCUUGCUGCGAUUUGGCAACUCCCCGAGGUCAACCACUGGUGGCUCCCCCACGACGAGGGCUUCACCGACAUCAUGCGCGCAAUACGAACACUCUCGGAGGAGAAAAAGGAUGAGCCACUGGAUGGCUUCCGUGAGAAUGUGCGGGAUAUGAAGUCGCUUUUCUGGAAACUCAGCGUCGAUGAUCCGGAGGACGAGCAAAGUCCGUCCAACAGUCACCACAGCCAUACCUAG
Penicillium diatomitis is the source of this 678-nucleotide messenger RNA. RefSeq lists its product as uncharacterized. The coding region runs from base 1 to 678 and encodes 225 amino acids. The transcript has 2 exons. The record is from RefSeq and is a predicted model, not a curated record. Lineage: Eukaryota; Fungi; Ascomycota; Eurotiomycetes; Eurotiales; Aspergillaceae.